AAUGGCCGCCCCCACGAAACCCUCGGCGACCUUUGGCCAACUUCCUGACCUAUCAGGGCUAUCCGAGGCCGAGCGGGCCCAGGUCAUCGCAGUCAUGGAGCGAGCACAGGAAUUUGAACGGAAAGAAGAUGUAAAAAAUACCAGCGGCCAGCCAUCCAGAAAGGCUCACGAAGGUCAGCUGUUGAAGUACACAAAUGUGAUGAAAGGCUGGCAGCCUCGGUUCUUCGUCCUGGAGCCGGAGUCGGGGAUGCUGGAGUACUUCGAGAAAGAGGAGCAGAAAAAACAAAGACCAAGGGGAUCGGUUCAUCUCGCAGCUGCUGUCAUAUCCCCAUCAGAUGAAGAUGGACAGACGUUUACAGUCAAUGCUGCUAAUGGGGAAAUAUUCCGACUUAGAGCCCUGGACCCCAGGGGGAGACAACACUGGGUGGACCGACUGCGGGUAACUGCUGAAUACCAUACAGCCACCAUAGCACAGAAAAAGAAAAAAAUUCCUGGUCUCCAGCAGGCGCCACCUGUGUCUCGACACGACUCUGGUGGCAUGCCAAUUGUGACGCCCCCGGCCAAAGACAAUCUCCUGGUGAGACGACUCGACAACUCCCUCAAUAAGAAGUCACCCGUAGAGGCGGAGGACAACCAGCCCACUUCAAUGACUGUCAGAUCCCAACACAAGGUAGUGCAGCCUGGUAAACAGGACUCGUUCAAGGACGUGAGGGAAUACAUAUCGGAGGCUGACGAUUACAGUAGGCACCUAGCCAACAAAAUAAGUAGUUUACCAUACACAUCAGGGUUUCUGACCGGCAUAGAUAAGGAAUUACUUCUACUUAAAGCAACAUCCUCGGCUACAAUCCUGUGCCUGGAGCAGUGCUUAGCUAUACUCCAGAACACGCAGGCGGGACAGUUCUCAGCUCCGCCCACCCCCCAGCCUCCGGAGAGAAAGCCGGGGCCUCUAGAAGGGAGUCGGUCAAGUGGUCAGCUGACUGUCCCCUCCCCCACAGAGAGCUUCACCUCGGCCAGUUCUGUCCCCUACACCUUCACAGACCAGAGGGUGGAAGGUCCGGUGAACCACGACGACGAGGUGGAGGACGAGGCGGAGUACAAGGACUCCGAGCUGGGCGGAGUAGAAGAACAUAAAAGCAUAAUUUUACAUCUCUUGUCUCAGCUGAAGCUGGGCAUGGACUUAACUAAGGUUGUUUUACCGACAUUUAUAUUAGAAAAAAGGUCCUUACUAGAAAUGUUUGCUGACUGUAUGGCCCAUCCAGACAUAUUCCUCAAAAUCCCCGACUUAGAAGAACCCGAGGACCGGAUGCUGGCGGUUCUCGAGUGGUACCUGACUUCCUUCCAUGCCGGCAGACAGGGUUCAGUGGCGAAGAAGCCAUACAACCCGAUUAUUGGGGAGACGUUUCACUGUUCGUGGAGGAUACCCAACACUGUGAUAGCUGGUGACAAUGACAGCGUUUCAGACAUGGACGUUAGUGACACCAAGACAACAUCAUCUGCGACACAACUAGUCUACUGUGCUGAACAAGUUUCCCAUCAUCCACCUGUAUCUGCCUUCUACUUUGAGUGCCCUGAGAAACAAAUGUGCAUGAACGCCUCCAUCUGGACCAAGUCCAAGUUUAUGGGAAUGUCGAUCGGCGUUGUCAUGGUCGGCAAAGUGCACCUCCAACUGCUGAGUCACGGAGAGGAAUACACCUUCACCCUCCCCAGCGCCUACGCCCGCUCCAUCCUCACCGUCCCCUGGGUGGAGCUUGGGGACAAAAUCAACAUCAACUGUGAGAAGACUGGUCUCACUGCUUCCGUCGUCUUCCACACAAAGCCUUUCUACGGGGGCAAGCUGCAUCGGGUGUCGGCUGAGAUGAGGAACAACAACACGGGGAACGUCUCCUGGAAAGCGCAGGGGGAGUGGAACUCCAACUUGGACUUCUCGCAUCUGAAUGGGGAGUCGAAGUCAGUGGAUGUUCAACAGUUGAAGAUCUGGAGAAAGAGGGUGCGACCGUUGGCUUCUCAGGGCGAAUAUGAGUCUCGGAGAUUAUGGCAGCAUGUGACGAAUGCUCUGAGGAUAGGAGACGUCAGCACAGCAACAGAACAUAAACGAUUUCUUGAAGAUCGACAGAGAGAAGGAGAGAGGCAUCGAAAAGACACAAACACACAGUUCCCAUCAAAGUUCUUCCAUCGAAGCGGUGACAGUUGGGUGUACAACUCGGUCCUACAGACGGAGCAGUCAUCGGGCACAGUGUAGUACUUACAUCGUCACGUCACUGUACGAAUCACAAAGCUGACUUGGUGCAAGAAAAUCUGUGAUGUCUCCACCCCCUUGAUUUCAUCAUAGUGUCUUUCUAUACCCAAGAAUAUUCCACUUUCAUAACUGUGCCGUGUUUUUGUCAAACAUAUUGAAUCAGGAUUUAUUCUCCCUGCCAGGUCCUUGUUUUGCAUAUCAUGAAGAUAUUUGAAGAAUAUUUUUAUUCAAUUAUUUAUUAUUGAUAGUUUCCUGUCAGAGCUGUUGGAAUGGUUGGUUGUAAUUUAUCAAGAUUUUCAAAGGUGUGUCAUUGUGACUUUGUUUUUAAAACUUUGAGUCUUUUGUCUUCGUUUUCAGCCAUCUUUGCAAAUGGAUGCCUAAAUUGCUUUUUUCCCUACCUGAAUAGCAUAUCAUUUCUUCAUAACUUGUAAGUGCUCAAAGUAGUGUUUAGAGACUUAGACAACAUUUAUGUUUAUUUUUUUUAUGUUGUGUCCCAGUUGUCUGGGGCCCCAGAAUUUGCUAAUCAGAGUUGCCUCCCUUAGGUGUGCUAUUGUCAUGUGAUCAUGAGAUCCAAUACAAAAUUCACUCUGUAAUAUUUCUAGGUUUGUCAGCACCAUACUUGUGCUUGGGGUUCAACCAACUAGGUAAAUGUCUAUGAUCUGGUCGUGUAGGCUCCCCUUACACCAUGUACACUGCUGUUACACCAGGGUAUAUCUGAGUAAAAAGUUCUUCAAAGCAGGGUUAAACCAACUCACACACUCCUUCUUUGAUAGGCAUUUAGAAGUUGGAGUACUAAGUAAGGAUAAGAAUUUAUGGAUGCACAACUUCUUUAUUACAAUUAAGAACAACGUUUCGGUGUAGGUUCUAACACCGUUAUCAAGCAAGUGUUAGAACCUAGACCGAAACGUCGCUCUUAAUUGUAAUAAAGAAGUUGUUCAUCCAUAAAUUCUUAUCCUGACUUAACUCACACACUUGCUAACUAUUUUAUCUGGUUUGUAUUUGUUUAUAGACUGCACCAUUAUAAGUUUGGUGGCAUUGUUAUAUUAGAACCCUGUUCUGCCAUAUGAUUGAGAGUAUAUAUUACAUAUUACAAUUUUAGACUAGUUAUUGACCUGCUAAUUGCAUUGUCCCAUAUACAACCAAUUAACAAGCAACUGUGUGGUUGUAAAAUGCAGUGAAAAAAGUGAUUGCUUUUUAUCCAAAUGUGUGGUCAUUUAAUAAUGUCAUGUUAAUGCUCGUAUUGAUAAUGUCAAUCAUGUUAAUAAUGAUUAUAUUAUUUUUGGAAAAUUACGAAUUCAGAUGCUAUGCCAUAUAUUCCAUAUGUCCCCAGUUUGGGCUCGGCGCCUCUGAGACUGGAGUGCGGACCUCUAACAUGGAUAACAAUGGCUAGAACACUAUUCACUCACUCACUCACCAUGACUGACUGAUUGUACUUGAAUGAUACGGAACUCAGGUAAAUGUUUGAUAUUACCAAAGAAUAGAAAGCGCCAUGACCAUAUUGUAGGUUGUCCUAGUCUGCAGGGGUAGAGGCCAUUGGUUAUAUCCAGCUGGUCUGCAGCAGAUUUCGUAUCAGUGGUUAUGUAAAAUAGACUAGUCCAUCUAGAUUGUUACUGGUCUCGGACUCCUGGACCAGUGGCUGUGUCUUUCCCCGGUGUUUGGUAGGAGAGAUGGUUAUCUUUCUAGAACCUGCGUUUGUAUUCAGACUAGCCCAGGUGUGCUUGCCAUAGUAACAGAUCAGCCUGUGUCAGAGAGGAACGUCAGUCUAAAAUUCUUCAUAGACAGCCUGUGGUAGUUAUAACUAUGUGUAAGGUGUUGCUUGUACUUGUACAGUGAAACCUUGUAAAUCCAGACAAUAAUGUUCCUUCUGUCCAGAUAAUCAGAUUUCUGGUUUGAUGAAGCGGGUUGCUGAGUAAUGUCACUUUGUACACGUUACCCACUCCCUGCAGUAACCGUUGGGUUGCAGAUUAACAGGUUCCGGACUAUCAAGGUUUAACUGUUCUAUGAAGAAAUAUGAAUAUUCAGAAUGAUAUAAGUAUGAAUGUAUCUGCUUGACACAAUCAAGUGCAUAUACUGCUUUAAGAUGUAUGUAUUGUACAAAUGAACUUCUAUAUGAAAAUGUAACUUGUGUUAUGUCGGACUGAUAUUGUAUGAAAGUGUAAAGGUGCCCGAUUGUGAUAAUCUUGUACAUAUAUACAUAUGCAUUGUAUCUGUAGCACCUGUAUACAUACACACCUUUCCUGGAAUACAUUGACAGGGCUUGUUUUCUGCUGCACAUCGCAGGGACCGGUGCCCGUGGAACACCCAAUCUCAUUCAAAUCUGAUCUUUCACUUCGAUACGAUACCUCCCACCAUCAGAUCGCCUGUGUGGUGUAGUGGACAGAGAAUUUGGUAGACGCUUUGUGGUUCGAUCCCCUGGCUGCGUCAUACCAAAACACAUUAAAAGAUGGUACAUGUUGUUUCCCUGCCUGGCGUUCCAAAUAAAGGGAGUCAGGUUAAUGUGUUUGGGUUGGGUAUCCAUGUUAAACGGAGGCAUGUUUUCUCAGGCAAUCACAAUGAAGCUGGUAUUAGUCCGGACUAGUACAAGGAGAUGCACACACAUGCAUGUUGCUGUAUAAGUGUAAUAAUCUUGAUGCGACAAUAAACCCCUCUUCACCUCACCUUACCUCACCUCCGUAGAAGGUCACAUCAAGUCAUCCCUGGAUGAACUUUGACCUGCCAGUCUAAAUAAAGGUUGUGCAGGUUCUUGAGCCAGUCAGUCUAAGUUCAUGCUGUUCUGAAUGCUUUGCUUACUUAAUUUAGAAGCCUACAUGCUGAUCGGCUCAUUAGAAAAUUCCCCUGCCAUGACCUAUGGAGGUGUUGUCAGAUCUUCUCAAAGAGAGGUAUCAUAUCGGUGUCAAAUAUCUGAUUUUAGUGAGCUAGCUGGAAGAUUAUGACACAAUCUCAUUAAAAUCAGAGUUCUUGUUACUGCUAAACAAAGAUCUGAGGACAUCCCAUUACAGGUUACAUCAGAACGACCUUUCAUCCGACUAAUCAGAGGAUCAGAAAAGUGACAGUCGUAAUGUGUUUUCUAAUCAUGCAACCUUCAGUUUUCACGUUUUUAAAUGAGAAUUUGUCAAAAUAGGUUUCGAAGCGUAGUCGCCAGUUUGAAACCAGUGCAGUAAAGCAAGAGAAACCUGCCUUCUGAUUGGCUAAUAUCGACUUCUUGUCAGUUAUUCCAUUGGUCAGUCAAAGUUCGCGAAAGGUAGUUCUGAUGUGACCUGUAAUGGGAUGUCCUCAUAUUUCUGUUUAGCAGUAGCGAGAAAUGAGAUUCUAAUAAGAUUGAUAAUGACACAAGUGUGGUGUAGCGAUUCCCCGAAUUGUCGGUGCUUUGCAGUACUCUGUGCUGCAAUAUAUAUAGGUUUCAGAGGAUUUGAAACAAGUAUACAUCAUGGUGGCGUGUAAAGUCUUAAGUCACUGGUUUAUUAAUGGACUCAAACCGACUAAAUGUUUUUAUUGGGCUGCUAUUCAUUCCUUGAUGAUGGAACUGUUUUCUGUGUCACGUUUUCAUGCAUUGUGUUGUGUUUUGCUACUGUUGAGGGAUGUAUCAUAUCGCGGCGAAGUGCAUCGCCACAGCCCUACCUCGAGGAUGUGGUAUGGAGGGUGUUCCGUGUGACUCAUAUUUGCACGUUCAGCAUAAUUCUGGUUGCAAUGAGAUUGGUACAUGUGUACAUAGGACAUAAAGUAAACCAAGGUUCAUCUGAUGUUCCCAACAUGCAUUUGUGUACUUAACAUCAUUAGUACUGUGCUUAACAUCAUUAGUACUGUGCUUAGCAUCAUUAGUACUGCGCUUAGGAUCAUUAGUACUGUGCUUAGCAUCAUUAGUACUGUGCUUAGCAUCAUUAGUACUGUGCUUAGGAUCAUUAGUACUGUGCUUAGCAUCAUUAGUACUGUCCUUAGGACCAUUAGUACUGUGCUUAGCAUCAUUAGUACUGUGCUUAGGAUCAUUAGUACUGUGCUUAGGAUCAUUAGUACUGUGCUUAGCAUCAUUAGUACUGUCCUUAGGACCAUUAGUACUGUGCUUAGGAUCAUUAAUACUGUGCUUAGCAUCAUUAGUACUGUGCUUAGCAUCAUUAGUACUGUGCUUAGGACCAUUAGUACUGUGCUUAGGAACAUUAAUACUGUGCUUAGGAUCAUUAGUACUGAGCUUAGGAUCAUUAGUACUGUGCUUAGCAUCAUUACUGUGCUUAGCAUCAUUAGUACUGUGCUUAGCAUCAUUAGUACUGUGCUUAACAUCAUUAGAACUGUGCUUAGCAUCAUUAGAACUGUGUAUUGUACAUUACUUCUGUGUUUACAUAUUUAGUACUGUGUGUACAUCAUCAGUACAAGGGUGACAUCAUUAGUGCUCAGUUAAAAUAAUUACCUAAUCUGCCGUAAUAAGUGCCGCAGACGCUUAAACAUUGACAAAAUUGUGUGGGAACAAACUUUUUUUUAUGAUUUUUUUAUGAAAGGUUACUCGGCAAUUAUUCCUCUUCUACACUGCUUUUUUUAUAAGAAAAAUGUGUAAUAUACACAAGACACUAAUGGAUUGUCAUAUUCCUACAUGGUCUUACACAGUGGCACUUGUAAGAAUACUUAGAGAUUAGUUUAGAAGUAUAAGGCACCUUUAGGAGCAGGGCGCUCAAUACAGCGAAUAUAGUACUAAUAUGUUACUGUUAAGAUCACAAGCAUUGAAAGUACUGAUGUUUACAUAUUUACCUGAUGUUACUUAACAUCAGUACUGUGAACAUCACAUGCUCUUACAUCUGUAUACACUAUUGGAAUAAUCGAGAAUCUCCAUGUAGAUAGCGUAAGCCAGACAGUGUCACAUGUACCAGCAGUGUAGCAGAGUAUGCCAACACCAAUCUCCAUACAGUGUUGUCAUGAUGAUAGUGUAAGCCAGACAGUGUCAGAUGUACCAGCAGUGUAGCAGAGUAUACCAACACAAAUCUCCAUACAGUGUUGUCAUGAUGAUAGUGUAAGCCAGACAGUGUCAGAUGUACCAGCAGUGUAGCAGAGUAUACCAACACAAAUCUCCAUACAGUGUUGUCAUGAUGAUAGUGUAAGCCAGACAGUGUCACAUGUACCAGCAGUAUAGCAGAGUAUACCAACACCAAUCUCCAUACAGUGUUGUCAUGAUGAUAGUGUAAGCCAGACAGUGUCAGAUGUACCAGCAGUGUAGCAGAGAAUACCAACACAAAUCUCCAUACAGUGUUGUCAUGAUGAUAGUGUAAGCCAGACAGUGUCACAUGUACCAGCAGUGUAGCAGAGUAUGCCAACACAAAUCUCCAUACAGUGUUAGUGAAAGAGUAGUAAUGUCAGAAGUACAAAGCAGUGUAGCAGAGCAUAGACGUGUAUAUUCCUAGUUCUGUUAGCAUGGUGUGUAGAGGUGUGUCCAUGGCUAUUGUGUCGUGAUGCAUUAACAAGACGGAUACACUGAUUCACAAGGGUUGUCGUGAUGCAUUAACAAGACGGAUACACUGAUUCACAAGGGUUGUCGUGAUGCAUUAACAAGACGGAUACACUGAUUCACAAGGGUUGUCGUGAUGCAUUAACAAGACGGAUACACUGAUUCACAAGGGUUGUCGUGAUGCAUUAACAAGACGGAUACACUGAUUCACAAGGGUUGUCGUGAUGCAUUAACAAGACGGAUACACUGAUUCACAAGGGUUGUCAUGAUGCAUUAACAAGACGGAUACACUGAUUCACAAGGGUUGUGAUGAUACAUUAACAAGACGGAUACACUGAUUCACAAGGGUUGUCAUGAUGCAUUAACAAGACGGAUACACUGAUUCACAAGGGUUGUCAUGAUGCAUUAACAAGACGGAUACACUGAUUCACAAGGGUUGUCAUGAUGCAUUAACAAGACGGAUACACUGAUUCACAAGGGUUGUGAUGAUACAUUAACAAGACGGAUACACUGAUUCACAAGGGUUGUGAUGAUACAUUAACAAGACGGAUACACUGAUUCACAAGGGUUGUCAUGAUGCAUUAACAAGACGGAUACACUGAUUCACAAGGGUUGUCGUGAUGCAUUAACAAGACGGAUACACUGAUUCACAAGGGUUGUCAUGAUGCAUUAACAAGACGGAUACACUGAUUCACAAGGGUUGUGAUGAUACAUUAACAAGACGGAUACACUGAUUCACAAGGGUUGUGAUGAUACAUUAACAAGACGGAUACACUGAUUCACAAGGGUUGUCAUGAUACAUUAACAAGACGGAUACACUGAUUCACAAGGGUUGUGAUGAUACAUUAACAAGACGGAUACACUGAUUCACAAGGGUUGUCAUGAUACAUUAACAAGACGGAUACACUGAUUCACAAGGGUUGUCAUGAUACAGACUACACUAAACCCUCAUGUAACUAGUAGUCCUAGCAGAGAAGAUGCAGGUCCAAUGUUGAAUAGUGGAAUAUUAAGAGAGAGAUUACUUCAUUGUUAUUUUGGUUAGGAUUUUUAAAUUUAUCUUUCGUUGGACAAAUGGGUUGCCUUUAUAAAAUUACUUUCUUCAGGCAAUUGUAGACUUUGCUAUUAUGAUAUUAUUUUCUUCAUUAGACUCAUUUCCCUGGGUUCUGCAAAGUAAUCUUAGUGCUUAGAUGAUUACAUGUCUGUGUUAACGAAUGUGAAUUGAAAAGACAUAGCCAUAAGAUCACUGUGUGGAAUGGGCCAAGGCCUGUUCUUAGCACUGACUGGGGGCACAGGUAGCCUAGUUGUCUAAAGCGCCGCAAUUCGCUGUGCAGAGUUGCGUCCCUUGGGCAUGCCAGAAACCUUUGAUUGUGGGUUUGAAUCCCAGUUCGCCCCGAUUAUGUUUCUAGGUUUGUCAGAA
This is a messenger RNA of Haliotis rufescens (red abalone), 9078 nucleotides long. RefSeq names its product oxysterol-binding protein-related protein 11-like. Lineage: Eukaryota; Metazoa; Mollusca; Gastropoda; Lepetellida; Haliotidae. The transcript has 23 exons. Bases 2 to 2239 code for a protein of 745 amino acids. Gene Ontology annotation, molecular function: sterol binding. Gene Ontology annotation, cellular component: cytosol; intracellular membrane-bounded organelle; membrane. The record is from RefSeq and is a predicted model, not a curated record.